This is a messenger RNA of Amborella trichopoda, 1707 nucleotides long. NCBI's taxonomy places the organism in Eukaryota, Viridiplantae, Streptophyta, Magnoliopsida, Amborellales, Amborellaceae. The record is from RefSeq and is a predicted model, not a curated record.
AUGGGGAUUUUCAUUAAGGCUGUGGCCACAAUGGAAUUAGACUAUUUAAUUCAGAGUGAAGGUGGAGAGAAAAAUAAUUUACCAUUGAUUUUUUAUGGAAAUUGUGAGCCGAAUCAGUUUAUUGAUGAUUCUGCUAAACUGGAUGAAAGCGAGAAGCGGAGACGAAUGAAAAUAUCAAAAGCAAAUAAAGGAAAUGUAUCCAUGAACAAAGGCCGGAAACGCAGACCAGAUUUUAUUGAUAUGGGAAAGGAGUUGCAAGACGAGGACGAAUGGCGAGUGCAUCGUCGGCCUUUCCUUCCACGAGAGGAAGAACAGGAUGUGGAAGACCUUGAAAGGUUAAUUAAGAAAAAAUAUGGUCGAUCAGAUCAUUUAAAACACGAGGAGGAGACUACACAGGUUGUGCAACAAGCUCUUUUGCCCUCAGUGAAAGAUCUAAAGCUGUGGACGGUCAAAUGCGCGAAUGGCCAUGAAAGAGAGGUGGCUUUCUGCUUGAUGGAGAAAUGUAUGGAUGUGCAAUCUCAAGGAAUAAAACAACAGAUAAAGUCGGUUAUUACAUUGGAUUAUUUGACGAAUUAUAUAUACAUUGAAGCAGACAAGGAAGCUCAUGUCAAGGAGGCUUGUAAAGGAAUGCAACACAUCUAUUCAAAUACCAAACCGAUGCUUGUACCAAUCAAAGAGAUGACAGAUGUUCUGUCAGUUAAGAGUAAAUCUGUUGAGCUUUCGAAGGAUACAUGGGUGCGUCUGAAACUCGGAACUUAUAAAGGCGAUCUGGCAAAGGUUUUAGAUGUUGAUAAUGUGAGGCAAAGAGUUACAAUAAAGCUUAUCCCAAGGAUCGACCUCAAAGCUUUGGCUAACAAAUUGGAGGGCAACGAGGUCGGGAAGAAGAAGAAGAACUUUGUUCCUCCACCACGGUAUAUGCAUAUCCCCGUUGAGCGAAAGCAGGAUGCAAUUACGGGGGAAUACUUUGAAACUAUUGAUGGGAUGAUGUUCAAAGAUGGCUAUCUUUAUAAAACUGUGUCAAUGAAGUCUAUUAGUUCCCAGAACAUACAACCCAGUUUUGAUGAACUAGAGAAGUUCCGGAAGCCUGGAAAAGAUUCAGAUGGCGAUAUGGCCGGUUUGUCAACCGUGUUUGCAAAUAGAAAAAAGGGCCAUUUUAUGAAAGGAGAUGCGGUAAUCGUCGUCCGUGGUGAUAUCAAGAAUCUGAUGGGAUGGGUUGAGAAGGUUGAGGAAGAGAGUGUCUACAUAAGAUCGAACAUCCCAGGCUUCAAAGAAUUCCUGGCUGUUAAUGAGAAAGAACUCUGCAAAUACUUUAAACCUGGUGACCAUGUGAAGGUAGUCUCAGGUGCUCAGGAAGGAGCUACCGGUAUGGUUGUCAAGGUGGAGGGACAUGUUCUCAUCAUCUCAUCGGACACCACCAAGGAAGGUAUCCGAGUUUUUGCUGAUAUUGUGGUGGAAAGUUCUGAAAUAACUUUCGGUAUUACAAAACUUGGGGAUUAUGUGUUACAUCGUCUAAUGCAAAUGGAUAACUCCAGCUAUGGUGUCAUCAUACGUGUAGAGAUUCCGGAGAGGGCAGAGGUUGUUUGGGUUAAGUCAAGAGAGAUUAGAAAGAAGAUAAAGCGGAAGCGUAGUACCCAAGAUCGCUAUGGUAGCACAGUAUCUUUGAAGGAUGUUGUUAGGAUUCAUGAGGGAGAAGAUUCUAAUAUCUAA